AGGAGAUGAGAGAGGGUAAGAGAGAGGAGGAGGAGGUGGGGAGAGUGUGCUCUUAUUCUAGAAGGUUUGCGCCGUGCGGUUGUUUGUGUGCGGAGCGCGCCGUGCUGGCUUCGCCGUGCCAGUGCAGUGCCGGAGAGGAGGAAGCGAGGCGAUGAUGGAGCCAGUGGGAUGAUCCAUCCAUGGCAUCCUCCACAACCCCCCCACGUCCUCUCUCCUCCUCCUCCUCCCAAUGAGAGACUGAGAGAGAGAGAGAGAGCCUCUCCCGCAUAAAGAGGCAAUUGUGACCGGCGGCUUCUGUCCCAACAACGCUCUCGCUUGCUCCUGCUCUCGCUCUCUUGUGUGUGUGUGUGGGGGGUUUUGUAAUAAUAAUAUGGGGAAAAAAUAGCUUGGCAGUUAUUUAUUUAUUUAAUCCGCUAACCCCCCCCCCGCCAACCCCCCCCCCCUACCGCCUCGACCAUCUCUCGACGCAAGAAGAAGCGUCCAGCAGCAUUCAUCACACAAUGGCUAUCGGGCAAGAGUCUGGGGUGGAGGAGGAAGAUGACUCUGUGGAUGGGAUCCAGCCUGGCCCAGCCCAGGCCCAGGCUUUGUCUCAACAAGGCCAAGCCCAGGCUCAGGCUCAAGGCCAGGCCCAAGGCCAGGCACAGGCUCAAGUCCAAGCCCCGGGGCCUCUGCCACCCCCAAAACCACACUCCCGUGUGCCCACGGCCAAGAGAGCCCCCGGCCUGCCGGUGCUCCUCGCCCAGAGGCCGACGCCGCCACCCAUCCCAGCCAAACCAGCCUCCCUAGCAGCCGCAUGUGGACCUGCAAGGGAAGGAGCUGGCAGUGUGGAUCAUGAGGACUUCAUUCGUGGAUUUGAAGAUGUGCCCGUGGUGCAGAUCUACUCAAGUCGUGAUCUGGAAGACAGCCUCAACAUAAUCCGCGGCACCCUUUCAGACGACAAGCACGACUGGGAGAAACGCAUCGCGGCACUGAAGAAACUGCGAUCCCUCGUGAUUGCAGGGGCACCUGAAUAUGAUUGCUUCUUUCAGCACCUGCGUCUGCUGGACAGCGCAUUUAAGCUCUCUGCCAAAGACUUGAGGUCUCAGGUGGUGCGGGAGGCCUGCAUCACGCUCGGGCACCUGGCCACGGUGCUGAGGAACAAGUUUGACCAUGCAGCCGAGGCCAUAAUUCCGACUUUGUUCAACCUGGUUCCCAACUGCGCCAGGGUUAUUGCCACCUCUGGAGUGGCUGCUAUUCGUCUCAUCAUUCGGCACACGCACGUGCCUCGGCUUAUCCCGCUCAUUACUGGAAACUGCACCUCCAAGUCAGUUGCAGUCCGCAGGCGAUGUUAUGAGUUUCUAAACCUCCUGCUACAUGAGUGGCAGUCGCACAUCCUGGAGAGGCAUGUUGCGGUUCUGGUGGAAACGAUUAAGAAAGGCAUCCCUGAUGCAGAUGCUGAAGCCAGAGUGGAAGCUAGGAGGGCCUACUGGGGACUGUACAGUCACUUUCCAGCGGAGGCCGAGGCCCUACACGCGACGCUGGCAUUCAGCUACCAGAAGGCUCUCCUGAGCGAGCACGGCGGUGGGGCGAGCUCUCUCAACCGCUCCGACCACUCCACCUCAUCAUCGCAGGAGAGCCUCAACCGAGCGCCACCUGCCAAGAGCUCCGUGACUCCUAAAAUCAAAGGAGUCGUGUCCCGGGCCUACUGCAGAUCGACGCCGCUGCCUCCUCCUCUCCCCGUGACGCUGCAGCGCUCGCGCAGCGACGUGGACGUCAACGCGGCCGCUGGGGCCAAAAGCCGCGCAAGCGGCGGGAACACGACGAGGCUGACCGUGGCCGCGAGCCUCGCCCCGGGCUCCACCGCUUCGCUCGCGGACAACACGGAGGAUGAUCCUGGAGGUCACGCGCGCUCGCGUUACACGGCACCGGAGAGCUUCUUUGGAAUCUCGAGUGGUGGAGGAGGAGGAGGCACGGUAGCCGCUUUAAGCGAAGUCAAAGACCGCAGCCGCUCCAAGGGAUCGCAGUCCCAGCUCGGUGCAACAGCUGGAAGCAGGUCUGGUUCCCCGGGGAAGACACUGAGCGUGGCGCCAUCCUCCUACGGCUGCCUGAGUCUAUCGCCAUCGAGCGGCGCUCCCCUCGCCGUAUCUCCCACGCAGUACAAGGCCAGCCGCGUGCCACGCAGCCAGGGCUGCAGCCGUGAGACGAGCCCCACUCGCCUCUCGCUCGCGCGGUGCGGCGGCGGCGGUGGUGGCGGUGGUGGUGGCGGCGGUAGCGGCAGUCGAAUCCCGCGGCCGAGCGUGAGCCAGGGCUGCAGCCGGGACAGCAGCCGGGACACGAGCCCAGCCCGCGGCCUGCCCUCGCUCGCCCCACGCCACCACUCCAAGUCGACGAGCGCGCUCGCCGCCGCUGAGACUUAUCUCUGCGCAGAGCGGUUUGGCUUCGUGCCGCCCGCUAGGCUCCUGGGACUGGACGUGGAGGCCGCCGUCGCCAGUUCUCUCUACCUCUUGAGGAGCCAGAACAGUAAGGGCACGAGUUCGGACGAUGAGGGGGACGGCGAUCUGUCGAGCGCUGGCUCGGAGCCUUCGGGCUGCAGCUCGCGCGACAUGCCCCCCUGCCAGCGUGCGCGCCCGCCCGAGAGCGUGGCGGCGCUGCUCAGCCACUGCUCCAGUGCCGACUGGGUGGAGCGCAAGGACGGGCUGCGUGGCCUGCGUGCGCUGCUCGCCUCGCGACGACCCCUCAGCCAAGCAGAGCUUAGACGGCUGUGCGACACUUUCACCAGAAUGUUUGCAGACCCACAUGGCAAGGUGUUCUGCGUGUUUCUGGACACGCUGGUGGACUUCGUGGCGCAGUGCCACAGCGAGUUGCACCACUGGCUUUACGUACUGCUCACACAGCUGCUGUCACGUGCGUGUGCCAGCCUCCUGGGCUCCGUGCAGGCCAAAGUGCAACGAGGUCUUGACAUCACCAGAGAUUGCUUUCCGUUCGACCAGCAAUUCAACAUCAUCAUGAAGUGCAUCGUGGAUCAGAGCCAAACAGCCAAGAUGAAGUUGGCGACGAUGCGGUACCUGGAAGGGCUUGCGCGGCGCAUGGACUCGGAGCACUUUGCCAACUCGAGUGAGACGCGGCACGCCGUGUCCCGCGUCAUCACCUGGUCAACGGAGGCCAAGAGCUCGAGCGAAACACGGAAGGUGGCACAGGCGGUGCUCAUCGCUCUCUUUGAGCUCAACACGGCCGAGUUCACCAUGCUGCUCGGAGCGCUGCCCCGGACCUUCCAGGAGGGAGCAACGCGCCUCCUACACUCGCACCUGCACGCGCUGGGCGCGAGUGGAGCUGGCGGCGUGCUCACCGUGGUGAACCUUAACCCCGCGCUGGCAUUGGCUAGCCCGACCUCAUCACCCACCGUGUCCUCGCAUGGCACCUUCUCGCCCAGAUUGAUGCCGGAUCUGGAGGCGGAGUCGGCGCCACGGGAAGAUGACGAGUCGGCGCUGCGCAGCGUUGCCGAAGCUGCCUGUCAGCUCAGCUACCACGUCCUUGAGCCAGCGAGCCGGCUGCCGUGCAAGGAGAGCGACGCUGCAUCUCGUGACAACGGCCUCGCCGCCUCCCUCACGGACGUGCGGGGGCCCUGCUCAGCCGAUCGUGCCGACAGUCCGUCCCUCGUAGCGGCCCAGCCGAGAGUGGCACCUGUGGUGGCGGCUGCGGCAACUACGAGAGGGACGGCGACGAGCGGAACCGCCACCGCACCGCCCACGCAGGACGACGCCACCGCCAACGCCGUCAACACCACCGCCAGCGCCGCUUCCAGCGCUACCAGCAUCGCCACAGCUACGGGCACCGUGAACGGCGCGUCGCCGCGCGAUCACGCGCGCACGACGUGCGCCACCGAGCCCGGGGACGUGGCAGACGGGAGCGCUGCGCUGCCCGACAUCCUUCGGGAGUUGUCGAGUGGGGCGGAAGGUGGCGAGCGGCAAGGCGAGCGGAUGCGCGCCGCACUGCAGGACCUGUGGAGGCUGGCACACGAUGGCUGGCUCACUGACAGCGGGUCCACGCCACUGCUGCUGACGCUCACCGAUGCCGUCGCGGAUCCUGAUCACACAGUGCGCAUGCUCGCGCUGCACGUGCUGCGGGAGAUGGCGCUGAACCGGCCCGAGUCCUUCGCAAGCCAUGUGGAGGUCGCCGUGAUCCGGACUCUGGAGGCCCACCGUGACCCCCACAAGGAGGUGGUGCACGCGGCGGAGGAGGCCGCGGCGGCCCUCGCGUCGGCGCUUCCGCCCGAGCCGUGCCUGCGGCUGCUGUGGCCAUUCGUGCAGACGGCCACCUACCCCGGCAACCUAGCCGCCAUCAAGAUGCAGACCAAGGUGGUGGAGCGGCUCCCACAGGACGUGCUGCUGUCUCUGCUGCCCGAUGUUGUGCCGGGCCUCGUGCAGGGCUACGACAACGCCGAGACGAGCGUGCGCAAGGCGAGCGUGUUCUGCCUCGUGGCGAUCUACACGGUGAUUGGAGACGAGCUCACCCCACACCUGGCGCUGCUGUCCAGCAGUAAGAUGAAGCUGCUGAAUCUGUACAUUAAGCGAGCCCAGGCAGGCUCCAGUGGAGAGAGCACAGCCGAUAUGCCGGGCCAGAGCUGAGCGCGUCAUCGCCGCCACCAUCACAAACCACCGCCACCGCAAGACGCGGUGCUCUGUACAGCCGGGGGAACGGCACCUGGCAUGCAACUCCCCGCUUCGUGCAACACACUCCCCGCUGUCCGCCCACCUUCUCUGCUUGAAUGACGGUGCUUUCGUGCCCACUUGGGUCCGCACCGUUACCGCGAGUGUACUCGGAUAGCCAGGGAUUAAUUUCUCACUGCAUAUUUUCUUGGUCGCCAGUAGUCUGGAGUAGGUGGCACAUUGACAAUGGUCACGGCCACAGUGACAGGUUUGCUGGAUGUGGCGUGCCCGGUGUAGAAUCUUUUCUGAGUCACCAACCUGGACAGACCCCGCUGAAGUCAGAAUCAGAAUCUUUAUUUAGACCGUUAAGCGCUGUGUAUAACCAUCCUUGUGGCUUUUGGCUGGCAGCGGCGCAGUAAGUGAUAGUCACAGCUAUAGUGGGAGGUAUAAUGGAUGCGGUGCGCUGGGUCGGGAAGUACUUUCGUGUCAUUGAGCCAGUGGCCAGGCUCGGAUGAAUUAGCUCUGUGUGUGUGGCUAUCCAUGUAGCAGUGGCACAGCUGUGUGGAACGCAGAGAGAAUGACUGCAUGUUGUGCUGGUGAGCAGGAGCUGGUCCACCCCCUUUGAAGUGUCAUGCCUGAGUGGGUUGUGGAGAGCAUUGGGGUCAGGUGUCGUGAAAUGCAACUGUCAUGUGUUGCUCCAUCAGCACACGAUUGGAAAAGUAAAUUGGUCAGUGUCCAAGAUCUUCAUUAAUAUUUGUAUUUUGUUCGAUUAUUCUCAGCACAAUACAUAGUUUAACUCAUAUCUGAGCCGCUGUCACGGUCGUUAUUUAAAUGAUCACUUUUUUUCUCCAAAUGUCACAAUGCACAGCAUUUAGUAUAAUGCCACUGUAUAGUGGAGCAAACCAUGCCCGCGUUAAUUUAAUAUAACAUAGGCUCGCACUUUGUCAUUCACACCAACUCGUUUGUUAUAUCUGAUCUAAAAUCCACCUGAGUGCUGUAAGUGUAAUGUAAGAGAAAUUGCUGCCCACUUAGUGAACACAUCUCUGGGUUAUUUGGAAUGCUGGCCGUUGGAAUUGUCCGUUAAUGUAGGAGGUUGCCGGUGCGUAGUAUUUAAUCUUAGUCCGAGUCACGUGAAUUGACACGUCUGUGCAUUUGUAGCGCUUUACCACCUUUUGCCAUCUUCGAGCCAUGCUGCGCUGCAUGCGCUGUGUUUGGCGUCUGUGCGUGCACAACGCGUACUAACACAGAGGCUAGGCAGCGCACUCGGGUAGCCGUGUGUACUGUGUCGUGCCAUCCGUUCAUACCACUGAGGCACCUGGUGGACGACUCUUGCCAAGGUAGCAUGGGCUCAUAGCACAUCGAUAUGUUUAGGGACGAUGGUGAAUGUUGUAAAAUGCAUGCUGCCACAAUAACUAUCGGGAGAUGCAGUCAUCGCUCAGUCGUGUGUGCUCUUCAAACGGAAUCCCUGUUUGAAUACGUUUGCGAAGAUAUUUUUCACGUAAGGUUUUCAAAAAGCACCACGAAGAUUGCCCGCCGAUAAUUACACUCACUCAUUUUGAGAAUAGCAGCAUCUGCUGGAUAUUAUUUUCUAGCUUAGAAAGUGGAGAGGGAUUAGGUCGUGGUAUUUAUUGGGUUGCAGUCACAGACAUGGAUUUCAUAGUGGUAGGAGGGGCUCAAUACAAGACUGUAUCCACUUCAUCUUCCUGGCAUUUUUCCCCAAUUCAUGUAGGCUCUGCCUCACUGCUCCUCUUUCUCCACUCGGUCCUGUCCUGGGUUAUCCUCUCCACGUCCUCCACAGUCCUUCACAUCCUGAUUCACCACUUGGAGCCACCGCUCUCUAGGCCUACCGAUCAGUCUCUGCCCUGUUUAUCACCUUUCUUCCGAUGUGAUUUCGCUCUCUUCUUACGACAUGUCGUAGCCACCCGAGUCAACUAUCUUUCAGACGCAGUGCUCUAUCUGCAUACUUAUUCAUAGUCACAAUGCUGUUAAGUACGGACAUUGAUCAGUCCCAUGGCUAAUUUCAGAAGUGGCAGCACAUACCUGUAAUCUGGCGACUUGGAGGCACCUCGCAAACAAAAGCUGCCUGUUGGAUAAUACAGCAAGUAAGUUUCAUACCGAACUGUGUUAAAUUUGUUAGUCAUUUUUACGCGUGGGGUUUUUCCACUACUGCUGUUUUCUCACACAUGCAACAAUAACUAAAAAAUAAAUCGAAUAGGUCAGGCAGCCAAAGCAGGUGGAAAAAAUGUUCAGACUCAGUGAGGCAUUCCUAGAUAAACAGAGAAUUUACCGUACUUUAUUAAAACCAAUAUUGCGCCAAAACAGGAGCAUUAACAUUCUUGUUUUUUUUUGUUCAUGCGCCACCCUCCUUUAAUAACAAUGAGCCGCGCAAACUAAGGUCGUCACACAGCAGUCUGAAGUGGGGGGGGGGGGGGGGGAUGUGUCUGGCUUCGCAUCACCGUGGCACUGCCCGCCUCGAUCAUUCGCUGACAGCUUUUCAGAUAUCCACCAGAAUACUCCUGAAGCCAUCCCCCGGCUCACUCACCAACCUUCACCGUGAACAUAUCAACGCCAUCGAUCAACUCCCCACCAUAAAAAAGGAGAAAACUAAAGGACCCUCCAUCGUAGCCCAUCAGCCAACUCCCUCCACAUUUCACCUCUCCAUCGCAACCAUAAAUCAACAAAACAUAGCGUUAGAACUGAAGCGUAAUUAAAGUGGAGGCGAUGCCUCGGUAAAAUCGAGUCGGUAGUUAGUGUCCAAAUGGCAAUCCUGCGGGAGCUUCCGACUGACGCAGACUCGCUACUGAUGAACAAUCGCGGCAACAAGAUUGCGUGUGUAGCACUGCUGGCAGCUCUCCAGUUUCCUGCCACAAGUUGUAGUUUGACAUGACGCGGCUUGUGUGGUGUCGCAAGUUAGAGUAGCUCGUUUGUUAUUUAUAAUUGACGCGGGUUCUUGUCAAUGUAAAAGAAAAACGGUGUGCGUGUGUUUUUUAUGUUCGUAAAAAAAAAAUUUCUUAACUGGGCAACGCAGGAAAAUACGACAAAAAAAUUGUACCACGUUUAAAACGUCGUGCGACACCGGCUGAUGUCGCUGGCUGACUGGCGUGUCAUGCCUGGUUUCAGGUCGCUAAUUUGAGAACUUUAAUUUAUAAUAAAAUCACAACUCACUUUUGUAAAUGUUCUCUUUUUAGUGGGUGGACAGAUUAUAGGAAAACACGUUUUAUGUAUUAAAACAUUAAUUCAAACUUUAUAUAUAAUGCUAUUAAUUAGGAGUAGAGUAUACAGAUUUAUAGAUAUAUUAAUUAAUCCCUUAUCCCAUAUACUAGAUAUAUCUGCUAAUGUAGUGAAGACAUGUUAUGGGCAACAGGGUUAUCAUUGGGGAGGCAAACACCUCUACAGUUUUGCUCACGAUGUUGCCCAGGGCUUAAUCUUUCACGCAAUAUAUUGCCACAGUUUGCUAAAUUCCUGGGAGGUGGCACGUGACUAAUAACCACAGCCAUAACGAGAGCUACUGUGGAUGUGGUGUGCUGCGUGCAGGAAAAUUUUCCGAGUAGAUGACCCGCACAGACCUGGCUGAAAUUAAGCUCUGGUGUUGCUUUGUUUUUUCACUGGUUUACAAUGAACAUUGCAUCAUCUGAGAAAAGAUUUAAAAAAAUGUAUUUGUCCUAGACAAUUGGCAGAUAUAUAAAGUAUGUACAUUGCAAAGUUGCACCCUGUAUUGAGUGGCAGCUGUUAUCACAGAGUAUAUUGCUGUAGGUGGUGGGUUUGCAUGGAGGAGAUAAUAUAUAUCGAGUUAUUCUCUGAUGGAUAUUUAAUUGAGAUGUAUUUCCUUAAAUGUGUUUAAUAAACUGUACAGAUAUUAAAAAGGUA
Petromyzon marinus (sea lamprey) is the source of this 8492-nucleotide messenger RNA. The record is from RefSeq and is a predicted model, not a curated record. NCBI's taxonomy places the organism in Eukaryota, Metazoa, Chordata, Hyperoartia, Petromyzontiformes, Petromyzontidae.